Messenger RNA from Eriocheir sinensis (Chinese mitten crab), 772 nucleotides. RefSeq lists its product as uncharacterized. The transcript is spliced from 4 exons. The record is from RefSeq and is a predicted model, not a curated record. Bases 47 to 772 code for a protein of 241 amino acids. Lineage: Eukaryota; Metazoa; Arthropoda; Malacostraca; Decapoda; Varunidae.
UUUAAGAUCAGCUGACGAGUUGGCAUUUGUGGCUCACACUGUAAACAUGGCGGCGAGCAGCAGCGGAGUGGAGUGGAGCCAGCUGGUGAAACCCAUCCUUGCGGCUUCCUACGGCUCUGCCAAUAAACAGGAUCUGCCAGAACUUGUCAAGGCAAUACUGAAGAGUAAAGAGGAAAUAUUUCACCAUGAGGAACAGUAUGAGGCCUUCUAUGUGUCUCUGUGUGUCCUAGCAGCAGACUACUUGGCCAGCAAUGCCCACCAGUUGACUGUUGGAGGUGUGAGUCAGGCUGUGAGUGCAGCAAAGGUGUUGCUUCAGUUUUUGGCCAGCCGUGUUGGCUCUCCACCGACCAAUGUCACCACCCCAGCAUCCCUCUCUUCCCCACCCUCGCCUCUUACCACUGCUGCAGCCAUCACCAUUGGCUCGGCCCCUUCUUCUGGUGGUGUUGCCAGUGUUGGUGCACCAUCAUCGUCUGGCUCUCCAGCCACAACAUCUACAACAUCAUCGAGUACUUCAAAUGGAAGUGCUCCGGCCAGUACAGCCUCCACUAAUGCAGCGUCAACUGUUACUACACCUGCAGAAGGCGAGAAGGAACGCAUGGUGUCCGUUCACGACAAGCACCUCCUGGCGGGCAUCAAGGCACUCUGCCGAGGGUCAGGGGCGCUGCAUCGAGCUGACCAGACAGCCCUUACAGCGGCCAUGAAGGCUGCCAAACUUCCUCCUCACAUCAAGACUGUUGCUCCAGGUACCCCUCCUCCUACAGGUCUGUUGUAA